GUUAAUAAGCAAUAAAAUUAUACUCUUGAAAUGCAAUCAGGGUGCAAAAUAACUCUUCAUUUAGCCUGUAGAAAGCUUAAAGAUAAAGAUACAUUUUCUAAAUCAGAUCCAUAGAUUUUAAUAUUUGGAAAAUAAUUUAGAAAUAAUUGUUUAGAUCAGAAUUGGUCUAUAAUUGGUAAAACUGAAACAAUAUAAAAUAAUCUAAAUCCUAAUUUCUAAACAUCAAUAAUUUUAGAUUAUAUAUUUGAAAUUAAAUAACCAUUAAGAUUUGAAGUAAGAGAUGUAGAUGGUGAUAAUUUUGAUGAUCUUGGUUUUGUUGAAACUACAGUUGGUAUAAUUUUUGGAUCAAGAAAUUAAACUUGUAUACUUGAUUUAAAUUAAGGAGGUAAAUUAAUAACUAUGUGUGAAAAAAAUCAAGAUUUAAAUGAAUUAUAUAUAAUGCAAAUAAAGGGAUCUAAUUUAAAAGGAUCAUGGUGUUCACAACCAAACCCAAGUUUUAAAUUAUAUAAAUGUACAAAUUCAAAUGAAUUCUUCGCUUAUUAAUCAGAACUUGUACAUAAAACUUCAAAUCCAUCAUGGAAAACUUUUUAAAUGAAAUAAUUUAAAAUUGGUGAUAAAUUUAAAUUAGAAGUUUAUAAUUCAAUAAAUAAAAUAAUAGGAUCAAAUUAUAUAACAAUAGAGUAAUUAAAGAAAGAACAAAGAGAAUUCUACUUAAGUAAUAAUGGUGGAUUGAUUUAAUUCUUAUAAUUUGAAACAUUAUUUAAAUAUACUUUUAUGGAUUAUAUUUAAGGUGGAACAUAAUUAAAUUUGAGUAUAGCUAUUGAUUUCACAUUAAGCAAUAAAGAUUAAAAAUAAUACGAUAGUUUACAUAGAAUAUAUUCUUAAAAUUAAUAUGCAUAAGCAUUAACAAGCAUAGGAGAAAUAUUAUUAGCUUAUGAUUAUGAUAAAUAAGUAUCAUGUUAUGGUUUUGGUGCAAAAUUAAACUUUCCUAAUUUAAAAACAAAUACUUUAAGUCAUUGUUUUCCAUUAUCAGGAGAUCCAAAUAAUACAAAUGCAUAAGGCUUAGAUGGAAUAAUGUAGAUGUAUUAGAAUGCAUUAAAUUAUUUAAUUUUUUCUGGACCUACAUAUUUUGGUCCUUUGAUUGUUGAAGUAAUGAAAUAAGCUACUUUUAUUAAAUAAUAAGGAUUAAAUUAAUAUUUAAUAUUAUUAAUAAUAACUGAUGGAGCAAUUCAUGAUAUGGAUCAAGUUGAAUAAUAUUUAGAAUAAGCAGCAUUUUUACCUAUUUCAAUUAUCAUUAUUGGAGUUGGAGAUGAUGAUUUCACUUUAAUGAAAAGAUUAGAUGGAGAUGUUUGUAUACAUUUUAUUAUAUUUUAGCUGAUGGAUUAAUGAUGUAAUAAAUUAAUAAAAGAGAUCUUGUAUAAUUUGUUCCAUUUAGAGAUUUUAAAGAUUCUAUGUUAUUGGCUAAAGAAGUUCUUGAAGAAUUACCAGAUUAAUUAGUGAAUUAUAUGGAAAUGUAAGGAAUUAAACCUGGACCAUCUCCAGUUCAUUAAAUGCAGGACUUUAAUAUGACAUAAUAGUAAAUUUCAUGA
Molecule: messenger RNA, 1589 nt
Organism: Paramecium sonneborni
Lineage: Eukaryota; Ciliophora; Oligohymenophorea; Peniculida; Parameciidae
Source: the annotation of a GenBank genome assembly